Messenger RNA from Triticum turgidum subsp. durum (durum wheat), 2715 nucleotides. Lineage: Eukaryota; Viridiplantae; Streptophyta; Magnoliopsida; Poales; Poaceae. The record is from the annotation of a GenBank genome assembly.
AUGAGAAUUGACACUAAGCAUUCUUUGUUCAGCCAUAAAAAGAAGACUAUAUUGUUCACUAGAGACAUGGUGCACAAAAUUUUUAAUGUCCCAUUCGGAUCAAGGGCAGUGAAGCUACUGAAGAGGAACGAACAUUGUGAGCUACGCGACAUAUAUCGAGAAGGCACAAGGGCUCCAAUGAAGAAAUCCAUUUCUGUAAUCAAGAAAGCAUCGGAUAAUGAUGUUGUUACUUUAGAGAGGACUUGGGUUCUUUUAUGCCUUGCUCUCAUGCUAGUUCCUGACACCGGCAACAUGGUCUCGUUGGACUACCUUGCUAGCUUGAAGGACUUGGAUGAACUGAAUGAGUUUGCAUGGGACAAGCAUGUGUUGGCAACUGCGUUGAGGGAGGCGAGGAAUUACCAACUAAAGAGGGAGGCUGGGGCAAGUGGCUUCUGGAUAGGCGGUUGUCUACCUAUGUUCGUGUUAAUUUACAAGGAUUUCCUGGAUGUGCCUCGGUUAUUGAUUAGUGAGGAUACGUUCAACUACUCGCUGCCCAGGGCUUGCUUUGUGUGCAAUGCAGAUUUUGAGCUUGUUAAAGAUUUUGACAGGAACAAGCUCACCCUCGAGAAGGUUGAUUUUGGAAAGCGCAAUCAUCGUCCUUUGUCUCAAACGCCAUAUGCAAUAUUGAAGGCGGACAAGCAAUGUGAGGGUCAGAAUCAACAUCAUCCGGCAAAUAUCACUAAUAGAGCUGACAAAGCCAACACUCAAGUCAGUGUUGAGGGUGAUUUAGGCGCUAAGUUUCGCGUCUCUCUGGAUGAGUGGCUGCAGCCGCUCCCUUCCUGCCAAGAGUUAGAGAUACCUUUGCACUUGAAGCCUAUACAUGAGAAGCACAAAAAUCUCUAUACGGCAGAGUUGAAGAAUGUUGUUACCUCUUUUGGGCAGGUCCUGCAGUCAACUUUCUGCAAGCGGUUGGGUCUCAUGUUGAUGGAAGCGCACUCCAAUGCAGUGUCAAACCAUGAGCACAUGAGUGAAGGUUUUGUCGCCCCAAGAGUCAUUGCAACAAGCAGUGUCGAGCGCACGGGAGCGGUGACUUUUAGCACCCCAACAGCCACUGCAGUAGGCAUUGCUAUCCACUCUUCCAAGUGUCCAUUAUUGGAUCCUGAUUCCCGGGCAGAAGCAGGUGCUGAUGAUCAGAACAAGGCACAACCUGGUGGUGUAGUUGCUGCUCCCAAAGUAGUGGAGACCGGUGCAUUAGGUGAGAAGGUUGGGGUGGAAGCGGAACAGGGGGUGGGUCAAAGCACAAGCGUUGCUAAGCGUUCCAGGGGUGCUGCAUUGCAACAAGGUGAGAGUAGCAAUCAUUCUCAUGGGAAGGAUUGUGUGGAGCAGGAGGAAGUUAUACAUCAGGGCGGAAAGGUGACCCCCAAAGAUGCUUGCAACAUGGAUCCUUCGGGAGCUUCUGAUAAGGUUGAAACACCAGUUCUUUCCCAGGGCACGGUGCAGGCAAUGAUGGUAACUGCCCUGGAGUGGGAAGAUGGCCCAUCUUGUGCUCUUUUCAUGGAGGGGACCGAAUACUAUGAGUGGAUGAAUCAAAAAGUAGACAUACCAGUCAAGCAUGUGCAGACACCAAAUGCUUCUAGCUCUGAUGUGCAAAAUUCAAUCCCAUUAGUGCCAAACUUUGACAACACUCCUCAAGUUGAAAGGCCUAGCAACCUCCCAAUCGCAACAUUUGACACAGCUCCAAAGCUCCCUAGGGCAAACGACAUUCCGGGGCCUGUGUUUGAUGUGUCCCCCAUCUCAUUUAAAAACGCUUCCUCUGAUGGACCUCAAGUAGUAGUGGAUUUGCACGAGACAAUCGAGGCGAAUGUUACGGUCAGGGGUGAGUCAAAUAGUCUUGGUAAACAGUCAAAGAAGAAAAGGGUGGCUCUCUCCCCAGACAAUCUGCCAACGAUGAAUAAGAUUAAUGUUGAUGCACACGGUGAUGCCUUACACCAUCAGUAUGUAAUGACCAGAUACAAGACAAGAAAACCAAAGAAAAAUGAGCUUCUGCCCGACUUCAUUGAAAUAGAUGGCUUCCAUACAUCUCUCAAGAAUUUUCAUGCAUCUCUAAAGCCAAGAGCGGAGAUUGACAAUGAGGUCAUGACCUUAUACCUAAAGACAUUCAACUAUGACCAGUCAGUGAAGAAGAAGCCAAAAAAUUUUGUUUUCUCAGUGUUGAUGAGUUUGAAACUCAGUGCUGAGCCAGAUGUGUUUGAUUCGAAGGUGUGCAAAAAAGAAUUUAAGAAUGCUUGCUUACAAAAUCAUAUUUCAAAAUCUGACCUGCUAUUCUUCAUGGUUGUACACAAAAAGCACUGGGCAGUAGUAGUUGUUAACAUCACCCAAAAGGAGUUCAAUAUCUUUGGCUCCAUCAGGAACUCAGAAGACCUUUUUGAGAUGGUCAGGAUCACUAAGAAUGUGGUCACAAACAUCAAGAGUGCUGCAAUGAGGGAGCCACUUUUUAAGCACAAUCUCGAGUCUUACUCGCUAUUCACCCCACUUGAUUACCCUCAACAAAAAACUCACUAUAACUGUGACUACUAUAGUAUUUUAUACGUGGAGAAUUGGGAUGGCCUUGUUAUGCUGUCAUUUGGCGAGGAUUACAUCCCAAACCUUUGGAAACGCAUUGCGGCAGAUCUAUUGAGACACCCAAGCAACAAGUUGGACCCCGCGCAUCAGCUGAAGCUGCUUCUUCAGCGUUAG